This is a messenger RNA of Brassica napus (rape), 3734 nucleotides long. Its product is annotated as WAT1-related protein At1g60050-like. NCBI's taxonomy places the organism in Eukaryota, Viridiplantae, Streptophyta, Magnoliopsida, Brassicales, Brassicaceae. Bases 1988 to 3109 code for a protein of 373 amino acids. Gene Ontology annotation, cellular component: plasma membrane. The transcript is spliced from 7 exons. Gene Ontology annotation, molecular function: transmembrane transporter activity. The record is from RefSeq and is a predicted model, not a curated record.
UAUCAUCUUGUAAAUGACAAUCCAAUCUUUAUCAAUAAAUUAGAAAUUUCAUCAAAAAAAGUCCUAACGAAAUCAUAAAAUGUGCAAUAAUUAUUUUUAUUCCACAUCAUAAUCCACAUCAUAAUCCGUACCUAUAUUUUUAUUCUUAGCCUGUUUAAAACAAAUUGUGAAGACUGUUACAGAUUACUAGAUAAUAUAUUUUCCUUUUUCUUCUUCGGCCUCACCAUCGUGGGAAUGUUUCAAAUGUCGUCACCAUUAAUCCCAACAUUAAUAACAAGGUGACGUUUCAUUCUCCCAACUGCUACGUCAAAAGAAAUGCGACUCUUAUCGAUCAAGAAAAAAUCAAAGUCUUAACAUUAUUUUAUCUAGACUUUUUAUUGUUAUAAAACAAUGGUUUGAAAGACCAAUAUUGAGAUUAGGGCUUUCGUAUUGUUUUAUUUCCGAACUUCACUCUUCAACCUCUGCCUCACGUAAUUAAUAAUUCGAUCUAUUAUAUAGUAUCAGUGAUUUGCUUCAAUAAAUCUGUAAUAUGUUCCCAUUGUAGAUAUUUUGUUUUCUUCAAUUAUGAUAAACAACCCCAAUUACCUAUUUAAUAAAAAAGAUUUACAUAAUUUAGUAAUGACUUUAAAAAGAACCUUUCAUAUAAAAUUACAGCUUGAUUUUUUUAAACUGUAGAUUAAGGUUGAUCUUGCAUAAAUUCGUAAUUCAACUCUUUUAAUUGAGGUCCCAGAUUUUUUUUCCAAAAAAUGGUAUUCUAACAAAUAAUUCAGGCUAAACUCGGAUCAGGCAGUGUAUACGUUUCCGGGCUAGUCCACUAUUUAGUACUAAGUGCGUUGUUCUUGAGUUCGACCAAAUUAGUCGAUAUGGCUUAUAAAAAAAAUCAGACAAAACAAAAAUUAUUUGUUUUAAACAUAAAUAUUUGCAUUAGUAUUUUGUCCACUAAUUAAAAAAAAUCGAUACAUCAACAACUCCAAGGUUUUGUUUGUUUAGAAAAAUGCUUACGAUAAUUUAUUUAAUAACGUUUUGUAUAUAUAACUAGACUUUACCAUAUGUUUUUUUCAACAAAAGGCUACUCUAGCCUAAGAAGAUUCCGAGUCCGCUAGCUAUGACAGCGGAACUGAGUCAACAUUAAUCAUAGCCGAUGACAGACUUCUAGAAGCACAUGCUAACUAGUUAGCCAUUGUGUUUUUUGUCCUUAGAAUGUGUGGGAUUGUAAAAUUUGGGAAAAAACGCUUACAUGGGAAAAACUACUCCAUAUAUGUAGUGAAAGUCGGCCAUUCUGUUGGUGUAGACACCAUCUUCACCAGUUGAGAACAGUCUGUUGCAAACACCACUCUGAAAACUGUAGAGUUUUCAUACACUUCAUUGCUUAAAUCAACGCUUCACAUUCGGCAUGUAAAAGCGAUAGACUUCUACGGUGGCUCUCAUCAAUAUGUUUUUAAUAAUAUUAAUAUGAAAACCCUAUUAGUUAGUAUAUAUAAAGCUCAUUAGUUUGCGUAGAAUGUGGUUUAUAAGCUUUUAUAACCAGAAUAUGUAAGACCAAAAACCAGACUAAUUUCCAGAGAACUUGUAUGUGAUUUAUCUUUUCGCAAAUAUAAUUUAAACAGAAGGUCAUGUUCUUAUGCCGUCCAACAAAAUUAUUCAUAUAUUAUAAGCGUAAGAGCUGAGGCGCAUGAACUAUUAGCUUUAUCUCCUCCCGAAAGGUUAAUCAAUGACUCCCUCUCUCCACGUCUACAUAAACCCUCUUUUUCAUUUGGCCUUCCACUCAUAUGCAAACAAACAUAUAUAAAUAUAAAAUGAAGCCACAAAAGUAUUGCAUUACAACAUAACCCUAACACAGUUGUAUGUCGACUUAGUCUCUCAUCUUCCCCGAGAAAGAGAGAGACAAAAAACGACUUUUAUUGGCCUAUACAUAUUUCGGAUAUACCUUUUGCCGGUCCUCAUACGUGCAUUAUCGAUAUAUAUCAAUAAGCUGCAAACACAAAAUAUGGGAUUAAUGGAGGCAAGAUGGGAAAACAUAGUUCCAUUUAUAGCUAUGGCGUUGAUGGAGGCAUGUACCAUUGCACUCACCAUCUUGGCUAAGACAGCAUUAACCGGUGGCAUGAGCCCUUUUGUGUUCAUCGUCUAUACCAAUGCUCUUGGCUCUCUCCUUCUCCUCCCUUACUCGUUCUUCUUCCAUAGAGAUGAAAGGGACGACGAACCGUUCCUCACGAAGCCUUCCGUUGUUCGAAUCUUCCUACUCGGGUUUACAGGGGUGUUUCUGUACCAAAACUUGGCAUUUUUGGGGCUAAGUUAUAGCUCUCCAAUUGUGGUAUGUGCUAUGGGCUUGCAAUCACCUGCUUUCUCCUUUUUGCUCUCUAUUGCUCUUGGGGAAGGAGGGUUAGGGUGGGAAUGUAAGAGAACAAGAGGAAGAGUGAUAGGCACGUUGAUAUGCUUCACAGGAGCCUUUGUAGAAGUUAUUUACUUAGGCCCUUUUAUUAGACCUUCUCCUUCUUCUUGUCCAAACUCCAAUUUCCUCACUACAAUCUCACACUACUUGACUUUCUUCAAGAACUCUGACAAUUGGGCUCUUGGCUCACUCUUUCUAGCAUGUGCCACACUCUCUAUCUCCAUCUGGAAUAUCAUACAGUUGGACACCGUCCAGAAAUAUCCUCAAGUGAUGAAAGUAGUGUCUGCCUAUAGCUUAGCUGGGACACUACAAUGUGCAAUCUUCUCAGCGUUCAUGGAACCAGACUUAAGUGCAUGGAAACUCGAACUUAACAUGGAUUUCUAUCUUAUUAUUGCCACGGGUAUAUUUGGGAGCAUAAUAAGAACAAGUGUUCAAGUGAAGUGUUCAAAAAUGAAAGGGCCUUAUUAUGUGCCAUUAUUUAAGCCAUUUGGGAUCCUUUGGGCUUCAAUUUUCGGCACAAGCUUCUUUGUCAAUAGUCUUCACUAUGGAAGUGUGUUAGGAGCGGCAAUAGCAGGAACCGGAUAUCUAUUGAUAAUGUGGAGUCAAGUUCAAAGAGAUGUUCAGAAGGAUAUGGUGGAGGAAAAAGCUAAUCAUCAGUUGGAUUCAGAUGAUCAGAUAACGCCACUUUUGCUCGGAAAUGAUGAUGUCGAUCAAGUUUAAUCCAAAAGGAUUGUUUGCAGAUUAGUUAUAAUGUGUGUGUAUAUUAAAUAUGAAGUAAAUCGAAAGAAUAAACAAAAAAAAAAGCAUACCGUGAAAGAACAGAUAUAUAUUAUUAUAUAUUGAACUCUUGUUGUAGUUCUUUCUUUAUUUGCAAGGAAUGUAUCAAGAAGUCUAUAUAUUUUAAGGGGAUUAUGAGUUAUACUUUUGAUUUUUUUUUUUUUUGGUGGCAACCUCGAGUGUGGAGGACUAGUGAAUAUAUGUCAGUAAGCUGAAACCACUUAAAGGUACAUCAAUUUGGGUCUCACAAUAGUCUACUCCGAAAAUUGGUUCAUGAUCUAUCCUGGUUACAAAAGAAAAUAAAUCAUUUACUUUCCUUGAGGCCAAAAACCUAAUUCAUCUCCUUUUUUUUUAAGAACACUUUGUAAACUUUAUAAUUUUAUAAUUUGUAAGCAUUUUCUUCAUAGAUUCUUGUGUUUAUUGUGAUUAUCUUUCAAUCUACAGUGUUUAUUCUAAACUUAACAUGUGUUUAAUGAUUUAUACGGUGAUUAGCAAGUAAUCGCUUGUUAGAUUCAUGGGUAAGGUAAAUUAGGCUGAUUUAGUAAAGAUUUAAGAUGAUUAGUGCUUA